Messenger RNA from Grus americana (Whooping crane), 5317 nucleotides. RefSeq names its product cytokine receptor common subunit beta-like. Gene Ontology annotation, cellular component: external side of plasma membrane. The record is from RefSeq and is a predicted model, not a curated record. Gene Ontology annotation, molecular function: cytokine receptor activity; protein binding. Gene Ontology annotation, biological process: cytokine-mediated signaling pathway; immunoglobulin mediated immune response. NCBI's taxonomy places the organism in Eukaryota, Metazoa, Chordata, Aves, Gruiformes, Gruidae.
UUUUUGUGAGUAGGAGCGGUAAGAGAAGCAAGGAAGUGCUUCUUUUUGGACAGGUUCAUGAUUCAAUGGAACAGCAGGGUGUUCUUUGUAUGGAUCAGAUGGGAGAAUCAACACAGAUAAUUAAUUCCUUCUCAUAACUUAGGGGCUAUUUCUUACUCUCAAGGUGAAGGAAGGAGGCGGAAAAUCCUAUCAUUAGUUCCAAACAGCAAACUUUGUCCUUCUGAUGAAGAGGCAGAAAGUUUUGCCAUUAAUAAAUUAUCUUCAUAUGAAGCUACUCAGAGAGAUCAUGCCAGUGUUGAUGGAAGAGGUGGUUUGGGGCCAACAGAAGGCCUAAGACUCUCCCAGCUAACCACAUGAGUUUUGCUUUCAGCUUUCCCUACAAGAGGGAAGAAGAGUGGCUGUUGAGCAUGCAUUUGAGGUAGAAUAGCCAGUGAUGCAGGGAGUUGUUGCCUGACAUAAGAUCAUGCUUGUGUGCAAAGGUGUGAAGUUGAGAGAACUCAUCAGUCUUCUUCUGGCUCCAUGCGUGGUUUUGGGGGUUGGAACUAUUCGAGAGAGCAUCCCAAUGCAGACCCUACAGUGUUAUAAUGACCACUUAUCUCUUACAACUUGUACAUGGAUGGAGUGUUCAGAGGCUCAUCAGUUCAUGAAUGUGACUCUAAACUCUGACUGCUGUGAAAAGAAUGAAGAAAUGACCUGCAGGUCCCACAAAGGUGAAAACCAUGCUGACUGCCAGAACUUCACAAUGCACUGGGUGUGUCUCAUCCAUGGAUAUGAAUCAGAAAAAUACAGCUUCAAAUUUGGCCUAACACUGCAGGCAGAGCUAAAUGUCUACUUGUUUCAGAAUGUUCAGACCCUCCCACCUCAAAACCUCUCAGCCAGCUUGAUGAGAUCAGGAGACUUCUUGCUGACCUGGAAAGUAGCUGAUGGAAGCCAAGCGCUGGGCAACGCACUGGAGUAUGAAGUCACUUACAAGCGGGAUUGGGAGUCCUGGGAGAACGCUGCCUCGCUCUUGCUCUCCGACACCACACGUUGCCAUCUCAGCCACGAGAACCUUGUCCCGGGGAGCAGCUACGUUGCCCGUGUGCGAGCCAGACCGGGGCGGGCCAGUGGCUCCUCUGGGCAGUACAGCAAGUGGAGCACGGAGGUGUCAUGGGAGACCCCUGAAGGUGGCCUUCAUCCCAGGAACCUUCGCUGCCUCUUCAAUGGUGCAGACCAUCUGACGUGCAGCUGGGAAGUGAAGAAAGCGAUCAUCACCUCUGUCCUCUUUGGCUUGUUCUUCAGGGCCACUCCAGCAUCAGCAGAAGAGGAGUGCUCUCCUGUGCAUGAGAAGGCUUUGCCCCAUGUCCCGUAUGUGCUCCAGAGUUGUGAGAUCCCUGUUAGCAACUACAGCAGUCAGAGCCAGUACCAUGUGUCUGUCCGGGCCAAGACAGAGGAGAAACUGAUUGAACCCUACAAGAACAUUAAGGUGCUGCCGCCUGCAAAUGUGUCAGUAACAGCGACAGAGAACCAAGAGUAUGAACUGUGGUGGAUAAAACACUCUUUGGAAUAUAGCUACAUAAAACAGAGAUACCAAGUCAAGUACUGGGAAAAGAACCAACACGAAAAGACUGUCCAGAAGUUAAACAUCAGCAAUGAUGAACCUCCCUUCAUCCUCACCCUGCAGAUGCUGGCAUCAUCUACAGAGUACAGGGGGAAAAUGCGUGCAAGGGUGAAUACGCCUGUGGAUUACAAGGGGCCUUGGAGUGAAUGGAGUGAGGAGUUUGCCUGGACAACUGGGAAUGUUCUGCCACCAGUGGUGCUGCCGGUGAUGCUGCCAGCCCUCCUCAUCACUUUGCUGGUAGUUGCUUAUUGCAGCUCUAAGUAUUUCCUCAGAAAGAAGAAAAUGUGGGAGGAAAAGAUUCCGAACCCCAGCAAGAGUCUCUUGAUCCAGAGCUACCAGGGGGAAGCUGCCAGCCAACGGCCAGCCAGCCUGGUGCCCUUCAAUGGGCAGAACACUUCUGAGGAGGUGGAGCAGAUUAACUGCCUUCAAGUGCUGGAUGGGAUGACUAAGAGUCCAGCAGAGUUCCAUGGAGCUGAGGCAAAGACAGUGCAGUUUUCCUGUGCUACCCUGGCUCCACAAAACUCCUGUCAGACUUCCGGAGUGCUACAUGAAACCUCACUUUCACUGUCCACACUUGUCUGCCCACUGGAUCAGACUGCUGGUCCAUCCUGCCUGUUUGCCAGGCAUCCAUGCAAGAGUGCUCAUGCAAGUACUGCCUCCCAGACUUGCUUUGCUUUCAAUGGUCCGUACUUGUACAGCCCAGUGAUGUCCUCCCAGCCUGAUAUGCAUCAGACCCUGGAAGUGGACCCAGUGGGAGUCCGUGAGAAAUCAGGUUCCCUUCAGUAUGUGACCCUCCCAAAGAAGACUGUUCCCAGGCAAGAACAGCCAGGAGUAGGUCCUCCACAGCCCUUCCUGCUCCCUGAUCAGAAGGAAAUGAUGCAGCACCUCAACAAUGAGAAACAAGUCUCACCGGCCCCACCAGCCUGGGGGGAAGGCAUGAAUGUGAGAACAGAAGAGCAGAAAUCUCCAAAGGCUCUUAGCUGUAUCGCAUCUCCUCAGCAGCACCCCUUGGAGUACAUCACCCCAGAGAGCCUGUUACUGCCGUCAGCCAGCGACUCCAGCCCUCCGCCACCGGUCACUGCUGGGGAGUUACCUCGUGAUUCACAGGAGCCCCAGCCCCGCAGUGACCACUCUUGCCAUGAGUUUUCUCCUGGGAAAACUGGUGUCACGGUCCCAGUUUCAGGUCAAGCACCAACCUCUUCUCCUGAAUUGCACCUGGAUGUGUUUGGAGACCCUUUAGGUCUCCAUGGACAUUCAGAACCCACAAAAAUGUCAUUACCUAUUUUUUGAAAAGGAGUAUUUUUUUUUUCCCAAAAAGCCUGUGUUGGAGAACUACAUAGACAUAUUUAAUCCUGGCAGCACCAUAACAGUUCUCCUCCAUUAUGGGCAAUUGCUACCCUGUCCCCAGCCUAAAACCCAGUAAGAAUGUGCAGAUGAGUCAGAAAGAUCCCCAAGUGCAUUGGGUUUGUGUGGCAAGGUUUUGGUAGCAGGGAGGCUACAGAGGUGGCUUCUGUGAGACGAUACCAUAAGCUUCCCCUGUGUCUGACAGAGCCAGUUCCAGCUGGCUCCAAGACGGACCCACCACUGGCCAAAGAUAAGCCCAUCAAUGACGUUGAUAGCACCUCUCUAAUAGCAUAUUUAAGAAAGGGUAAAAACUGCUGCACGACAGUUGCAGCCAGGGAGGAGUGAGAAGAUGUGAGAGGAACAACUCUGCAGGCACCAAGGUCAGUGAAGAAGAAGGGCAAGGAGGUGCUCCAGGUGCUGGGGCAGAGAUUCCCCUGCAGCCCGUGGCGAAGACCAUGGUGAGGCAGGCUGUCCCUCUGCAGCCCAUGGAGGUUAACAGUGGAGCAGAUAUCCACCUGCAGCCCGUGGAGGACCCCACGCCGGAGCAGGUGGAUGUACGCCAAAGGAGGCUGUGACCCCGUGGGAAGCCCAUGCUGAAGCAGGCUCCUGGCAGGGCCUGUGGCCCCAAGAGGAACUCACAGUAGAGCAGGUUUGCUGGCAGGACUUGUGACCCCGUGGGGGACCCACGCUGGAGCAGUCUGUUCCUGAAGGACUGCACCCCGUUGAGGGGACCCACACAGGAGCAGUUUGUGAAGAACUACAGCCCAUGGGAAGAACUCAUUUUGAAAAAGUUCAUCUGUGGGUGGGAUCCCACAUUGGAGCAGGGGAAGAGUGUGAGGAGGAAGCAGCAGCAGAGACAACAUGUGAUGAACUGACUGCAACCCCCAUUCCCCAUCCCCCUGUGAUGCUUAGGGGGAGGAAGCAGGGAAAUUGAGAAUGAAGUUGAGCCUGGGAAGAAGAGAGGGAUGGGGGGAAGAUGUUUUAAGAUUUGGCUUUUUAUGUCUCAUUAUCCUACUCUGAUUUGAUUGGCAGUAAGUUAAAUUAAUUUCCCCAAGUCAAGUCUGUUUUGCCCAUGAUGGUAAUUGGUGAGUGAUCUCUCCCUGUCCUUGCCUUGACCCACAAGCCUUUCGUCAUAUUUUUCUCCCCCUGUCCACUUGAGAAGGGGAGUGAUACAGCGGCUUUGGGGGGCACCUGGUGGCCAGCCAAGGUCAACCCACCACAUCAGGUAAAUAUGUUUUGGAAAUCCAUUAAAAUUAUCAGAUAGCCUGCACAUGAUGGGGGAUCCAUCAGUGGCAAGGAAGACAAAGCACAGAAUAUUGAGGUGAUUCAGAUAUUCAGAGUACUAAAGAAAGCUGUUGUGGAAAGUAGCCAGCUUUGAGAUUCAGAAAAGCCUGUUGGAGUUGUAGGGGUCUUAGAUAACCAAGACAAAAAUUUGAAGUAUUACACCAUUAUAAUCCCAUUUUCUUUCCACAAAUGUUACCUCUCCCCUUCAGCUUCUAGUCCAAUAUAGUGAAAGAUAUCAUGCGACCCUACCCCUUUCUCAGUUAUGUUAAUGUAUUUGGUAAAAGGGACAGGCCAUAAUCACCAUGUACCUGCAUUUAGAUAGGCUCACAUUCCCCUGAUAGGUGUGACUGGCAGAGAAAGAAGCCAGAUUUAGCUAGGUCUCCUUUCUAAAAAUAGGUAAUCAAUUUCAGUUCAAGGCUCUGAGGUUAUAGGAAAAGAAAAUGAUUUUGCUUGGACACAUAAUGAGCUUGGAUAAUCACUUUUCCUGCUCAAGAGCAAUGAAUCCAAGAGUUUAAAAGAAAAGGAAUAUUAUUAAAAGGGAUAAAAUGGCAAGUCAGCAUAAACACUGGUAGGCCUGUUUAAUAAAAUCAGCGAUACGACCUGAAAGCUUCUUGGUGAUGUAGCCCAUUCCCCUGUUUUGCCCAGAGCUGAGAGAGUCCAUUGUCCAUCUGUAAGGAGAUGUUCCUCUUAAUCUCCCUUACUGUUUCCAAGUGUGGUGAUCCCACCUCUGAUGCUGGGUCGCUGCUCUUGGCAGCUUUGACCGACAAAGCCUUGGUUCUGUCUGCAAUCCCACCACGCUGCCCCCUCAACAUUUCAGAUCCUCAGAGAGGAGUCUCUAGCAAACAAAACCCAAAGAGAACCCUGAGCAAAAUACCAUUUGUGUUUGUUUUUCUUUUUAACUUUCUUGUUCCAUGGCUCCUUUGCUCUACCACUGUGAAGGGGAACCCCACGGGCAAUUCCUAACCCUCAAAACACCAUUGUCUCUUGAUGGAUAAUAGCGUUUUAAAUACCUUCAAACGUAAGAAACAAUUGUAUUUCAACUCCAGUGUGCAAGAGUGAAAUCUACUGAAGUCAAUGCACUUGCUGCCU